This is a messenger RNA of Centruroides sculpturatus (bark scorpion), 1046 nucleotides long. RefSeq names its product nidogen-2-like. The transcript is spliced from 5 exons. The record is from RefSeq and is a predicted model, not a curated record. Bases 214 to 831 code for a protein of 205 amino acids. NCBI's taxonomy places the organism in Eukaryota, Metazoa, Arthropoda, Arachnida, Scorpiones, Buthidae.
UUAGAGAAAUGUCGAAAAAUACGAAGAAAAACAAAUUCGGAAGAGGCUGGAGGUCAUUUCCACUCCGUUCAAAACAACAUUUAACAGAUAAGGAGUCCUUAUAUAUACCCUGAAAAGAAUCCAAAAGACAAGCCAUUUGUACACAAGAUUCCUCUACAAGUGAAUUUCUAAUCUUCUCAUCAACUUCUUCAUUAAGUAAAAUAUUCGUCCAGAAUGGAAAGUCUUUUUGUAAUUGUGGUAUUAUCUGCGACGAUCGCUGUAUCAUUAGGAUAUUCGAGCUGCACCAGUUCUCGACAGAAUCAAUUGAAAAAUGGAAAUUCGCCCAUAAUUCACCAAUGCGACGAAAACGGUGAUUAUCUACCGCUGCAACAAACCGUUGGCGCCCCUCACUGGAAAUGGUGUUUCGACAAGGACGGUGGUACUCUGAUGGGUCCUUCAAAACAAAUCGAAACCUGUGUUUGUCCCGUGAAGAAAGUUGCUUCUGAAGAAGCAGGUGAGCGUGUGCCCGAAUGCGAUGACAAAGGCUAUUUCUCUGUGGUGCAAAAGGAAGGCGCUAACAAAUGGUGCGUGGAUAGGAAUACAGGAGAAAAGACGUCCGAGUUAUACCCAAUUGAUUCAGAAAUUAAUUAUGGCGAUGCGCGAAGUACGGAACCCAUUGGUGCUUUUACAAUAAUAGGGAACUCGACUUCUCCGAACUCUCUCUUUGCAAGCAGACAUUCGUCUGGAGCAAUUUGUAAAAAGACAUUAGGUAGAAAGUCAAUUCUUCCUGCGAAUAUCGAAAAAGAGCUGCUGGAAUAUAUAUUAUUGAUGGAAGUCAUAUUUUUCUAUUAAAAAUGCAUUUUUGCGAUGAAAUACAUUGGAGUGAACAAUUUUGUAAUUAUUUACUUCAAUUUUUUGCACUUUCCUAUUUGUUUUUGGCUACAUUAAACCAUUUUUUCAAAAUACAGUAGAACCCCUGUGGUCCGCUUUCGGCUAGUCCGUCGCUCCGGUUAAUCCGACCGUGGUCGUAGUCGAGAAACUUGUCCCGACUCGUCGGUGACUCACCG